AUGAUCCAAAUUGUCAGCAUCGAUUAUUACAUGGCUCCUCCAAUACCGCAUAUCGAUUAUUGCUUUUCGUCUCUGGAGGGGACAACAGUCGACCUUGUGCCGGUCAUCCGCAUCUUUGGGGCCACUCCAGCCGGACAGAAGGCCUGUAUCCAUGUUCACCGGGCCUUUCCCUACUUUUACGUUCCUUACGAUGACAGCCUGCCCUCCACACCCCAAGAAGGUAACGGCGGAGGUAAUGGUGGCAGCUCAGCCUCCAAGCAGCGGCAAGUGGUUCACGCAUUGCAGCUGGUUCGCGGCAAGCCCUUCUAUGGUUACCUCAUGGACGAGCAGCUGUAUAUCAAGGUCGUACUGUGA
Molecule: messenger RNA, 354 nt
Organism: Volvox carteri f. nagariensis
Lineage: Eukaryota; Viridiplantae; Chlorophyta; Chlorophyceae; Chlamydomonadales; Volvocaceae
Exons: 3
Coding region: 1-354 (117 amino acids)
Biological process (GO): error-prone translesion synthesis; double-strand break repair via homologous recombination
Cellular component (GO): nucleus; zeta DNA polymerase complex
Molecular function (GO): DNA-directed DNA polymerase activity
Source: RefSeq, a predicted model, not a curated record